This is a messenger RNA of Tachysurus vachellii, 4061 nucleotides long. It is a transcript of the gene alx4a, whose product is annotated as ALX homeobox 4a. Gene Ontology annotation, molecular function: RNA polymerase II transcription regulatory region sequence-specific DNA binding; DNA-binding transcription activator activity, RNA polymerase II-specific. The record is from RefSeq and is a predicted model, not a curated record. NCBI's taxonomy places the organism in Eukaryota, Metazoa, Chordata, Actinopteri, Siluriformes, Bagridae. Gene Ontology annotation, biological process: regulation of transcription by RNA polymerase II. The transcript is spliced from 4 exons. Bases 77 to 1219 code for a protein of 380 amino acids.
GAACGAAACUAAGUAAAAAAAGAACCCUCUGCUUUCACCCCCCGUCGACGCCGCAGAAGAUUUUUUUUUUUCAGGAAUGAACGCCGAGACGUGCGUUUCAUACUGCGACAUGACAUCCAUGGAUUCGUAUUAUAGCGCGUCCGCGGCGCAAGCUAGGGAUCAGCAAGCCAACAACCCGUUCAGGACAUUUCCAACCAGCAGCGACAGCAAAUACAGCCCAACUUUCCUGAGCAGCAGCAGCGGCAACAGCAACAACAGCAGCAGCAAAGUUCAGGCGUACGGAGAGAAGUCUCGGAGCCCUUUCCAACAGGAAUGCCAACCACUGGAUGGCACCGCUGGAGAAGGCACCUUUAACAAAUACCACCUCUUCAUGCAGAGAUCCUCUUGCAAGACUCCACCAGAAAGCAGCAAACUGCACCAGGACAGCACAGCCAACGGAGGACUGAUCUCCUGUUACGGUAAAGACACCACAGGGUUGACCGACUCAGAGCUGCAGGCGAACACCGACCGCACAGGGAUGGAUGGUAGCUACCUCAGCGUGAAGGAUCCAGGAGCCAAGGUUCCUCAAGAGAGACCCAGCUCGGAGCUCACCUCCCCCCUGGACAAAGGUGAGGGUGAGAGCAACAAGGGCAAGAAGAGGCGCAAUCGAACCACCUUCACGAGCUAUCAGCUGGAAGAGCUGGAGAAAGUCUUCCAAAAGACGCACUACCCGGACGUGUACGCUCGAGAGCAGCUGGCCCUCAGGACGGACCUCACAGAGGCUCGAGUGCAGGUAUGGUUCCAGAACCGAAGAGCCAAGUGGAGGAAGAGGGAACGUUUUGGACAGAUGCAGCAGGUCCGAACACACUUCUCCACCGCUUAUGAGCUUCCACUCCUCACUCGGCCGGAGAACUACGCUCAGAUCCAGAAUCCCUCAUGGAUCGGAGGCAGCAGUGCAGCGUCCCCGGUGCCAGGCUGUGUUGUUCCGUGUGACUCGGUGACUUCCUGUAUGACCCCUCACCCCCACGCGGCGAGCGGAGUGUCCGACUUCCUGGGCGUGCCCAGUCCCGGAGGUCACAUGGGACAAAGCCACAUGGGCAGUCUGUUCGGCAGUCCAGGCAUGAGCACCGGCAUCAACGGAUACGACCUGAACAUGGACCCUGACCGGAAGUCGUCCAGCAUCGCCGCUCUGCGCAUGAAAGCCAAGGAACACAGUGCAGCCAUCUCCUGGGCCACAUGAUCGCCCUGACGCACCGGCACGGCCGCCCGUAGUGCUCUUUAACAACGCGGGGAGAGAAAAGAGGCUGUGAAGAGGACAAAAAAAAACCAGUGUGGGUGAAUACCAGAGCGAUCACGAUGCCAUGUGUGCAAAAGGACAAAGACGGUGAGGGAGUGGACUGACUUGGAGAUCAGAAAACUGACAAUAUUAUUGUUAUCAAAAAAAAAAAAAAAAAAAAACCUGUGAAGGAAAACCUCUUAUAAGGAGUAGAAUCAUCUGAGAUCAAUCUGAUAAUCUGAGAAAUGAGAAUUAACCAAAGAGAACCAUGAAGGAUUUGUAGCUCCUGGGAUUAAACUUAAACUUAAUAAUAAAAACAACCUCUGCACUUAUCAGAUGAACCUGUAGGUCCAAGGUGUAGAGAAUAAUUACACAGAAACCGAAACUAGCCUGAGAGUCGUCGCAAAUCUGAUGAAAAUCACUUACACACUUAAUCUGCGAAUUAAGAAAUAAACAGCUUUUCUUUCCAUUGGGGCAAAACGUACACGUACACGUCGUCUGAAUCGUUCUACACAGACGUUGCACUGAAGAUUUUUUUCUUACAUCCGGCAGCGACGUGUUCGUUCCUCAGAGCAGAAAGCGUUCGUCCGGCGGUGCGUGUGAUGGUGAGAGAGCGAUCCUGAACGUACAGGAACAAUUGUACAGGAAGGUGUAGAAGGUGGACGGCUUUAAGCUUUAUGACUUACAGAAUGCUUAUCCUCAGAGUUAGACGUUUUUCCACAAGGCGUCUGAUGACAAAGUUCAGUUCAAUGUGAGAAGUUUUGGAUGGUUAUGACUUUUUUUUUUAUCCACCAACAGGAUGACGUCAGACUUCCGAGCCGUAAAUAAACUAAAUAUGUUAACAUAUUCCCUGAAGCUCAGUGUGAGGAAUGGUGUGUUAAAUGAGCCUGUUUUCUGCACCUGCUGAUUCUCCUGUCACGCGGAUCGAUGAUGGUACGCAGACGUUUUCUUUCGGCGCUGGUUUAUCAUUAAGAGGAUCUUUGUCGUAAUGUAUCACCUAAAAUGGAGACGAGUGAAAAACUUUAGGAGUCGCUACACGAACCUAACAAUUUACGUUAAGAUUCAUUCGAUUUUUUUGACCAAUCGCUAACUUCGUCUAGCCCCGCCCACAAGUCCUAGCGUAGAUAUCAUGGUACCAGUGUCACAGCGUGACCCAAAUUUAGCUCAGGUUUACAUCAUACGCAUGGAAAUUGCAGCAACAUGGAGGAUUAUGGGUAAUUUGCCUUCCUUACAUGUCUGGUUAAAUGAAAUUUGACAUUUGAAUCACAGUGUAAAUGCUGCAUCUUAAAAAAAAAACCUAACGUAUUCCACUUCUGUGCAGAGCUAGCAAUCUGUCAUGAGUAACAAAAGAGCUAAAGCCGUUCCCCUCUCCAAGAGCUUCCCAGGUGAGACGGCUCUUAACGGCGGCCCCAAGCCGCACGUUAGCGAGAUGACGGAUUUGUUGAAAUAUAUUACCCGUAUUUCUACAUCUCAAUCCAAAUUUAUUUUCUCUCCUGGAGAGGAUCAGGGCAAAGACGUUUAACCUGAAGCGACGACACGCGUGUCUGAGAGCUCGGACGGGGUUUUCUACAUGCUCCGUACGGCAAUAACAAUAACGUCAAACAUCAUCACGGCUCGUAGAGGGACCAGAUUUCUGGAAAGAUCACGAAUGAAGAGUGUAAUUUGACAGUGGUUUGGGACAUUAGGCAGGAAAAAAAAAGAAAUAGAAAACUUCUUAAAGUUCUUUUGCAAACUGUAACCUGCUGUCCAGGCCCGAGGUUUCAAACGCUGAGUGCAGAAGAACUUGUGCUGAUUUAGUCGAGACCUCUGGAGCGUUUAUCUGAGCGUACGAUCUUCCAGCGAGGGCCAGUUCGAAUACGAUACGUAUAAACAUUUAAAAGCAGGCUCAAGUUUGAUCCUUGAUUCAUUAUUUUUUUGGCAGCGGUCCCUCGGAGCGGGAGAGACGUCCAACUUUCUGCACUCGACUCUGACACCGUCUCUCCUUCUGCACUUUUCUAUCUUCAUCGGGCGGAAAUUUUACUCAACGUGCGCUAGAAGCCAGAACCUUUAAGUCUGAUUUGCUUGUUGUUUUUUUUUUUCUUCCUUUCUUCCGGAUUCCAGAUAUAGAUCAGGUAAAAGCAAAUCUGUUUUAAAUUUGAGGAAGAAUCCGAUCCGUGUUUGGACAAGCCGUUUCCAGUGUAUAAAUGGGAACCACGUUUAUGUCAUCACACUAGGAGGCUUUUCGAUCCCUCGCUUUCGAACGUGAAGAGGUUUAAUCGUGUUCGUAAAUAGAGAUGAGCGAUCGGCGCUGGCGUUUAACACUUCCACACUCGCGCUUGAGGUCAAAGUUUGAAGUAGAUGAUGCUAAAACAAAAAGAGAGAAGGAAGAAUGGAAGGAAGGAAGGAAGGAAGCUCGUUUCAUCGUGAUAUUUGUUUAGUUCCAGAUAAGACUCUUGUUUAUGGAAGUUUAGAUGAGCGACUGAACCAGAACUGAACGGAGACAUUUUAAUCCUUAAAUUAGUUUUUAUGACUAAAGCAUCAGUUUGAUCGAUUUAGCUCUGUUUUGUUUCACAUUAACACUUUUAUCUAGAGCCAGUAAAUAAAACGUUCCUCUCUAAAUGCUUUGACCUAAAUAACUGAAUUGGAACAAAAUGCACGUGAUUAGCUGCAACAGAGGAUCGGCUACAGAAAGAAGGCUCGUUGUAUUUCUCACCACCUACGUGGUUUGGUACCAUGACAACGGAAAGGUAUGAAAUGUGGCGAAAUUCCGAAAACGUUUCUGACGAGUCAGGUCGAUUAAAAACGUUCUGACGUUUGCGUAUUGGCC